Molecule: messenger RNA, 1750 nt
Organism: Dryobates pubescens (Downy woodpecker)
Lineage: Eukaryota; Metazoa; Chordata; Aves; Piciformes; Picidae
Gene: RNF144B
Product: ring finger protein 144B
Exons: 8
Coding region: 556-1467 (303 amino acids)
Biological process (GO): ubiquitin-dependent protein catabolic process; positive regulation of proteasomal ubiquitin-dependent protein catabolic process; protein polyubiquitination
Cellular component (GO): mitochondrial membrane; cytoplasm; ubiquitin ligase complex
Molecular function (GO): ubiquitin conjugating enzyme binding; ubiquitin protein ligase activity; zinc ion binding
Source: RefSeq, a predicted model, not a curated record
AGUGUCGUAUCUAGUGCCUUGCCUCUUUCGGUUUUAUCUUCUCAGGGCUCAGAUGAGAUUUAUGAUUGCAAGCAGCACAGAUAUCCAAAUAAGAAUGUAGGGUAUGCAUUGGCUGGAAGCUUACAGGGUUUAAGUAAUCACCUGCAGUUGUAUUGAGACUCGGAUGGGAAGUAGGAAGUGCUGUAGUCAAGCUUCCUGUAUAAAUAAAUGCAGCUUUCCCACAGCUACUGCAUACAAGCUGUGACGUGCUUUUAAGAUAUAAUGGCAGCAUGAUCUUAAUAGCAGGGAGGGAAUGAUUUAUCAGAGUAGCAGGGAGGCUGGGAGACAAGUCCUGCUGCAGUCCUAAAAAGUGUACAGCUGUCAGAUACCCAGAGAAGAGGAAGGGCGUGCAAGAGCAAUUUGCCUCGGCUCCUGGUUGUAAGCUUCAGGGGUUUGUGACAUCGUGGUUCUUGUGAAUGCUGGAAUCCUGGAAUCCGAGUGCAGCUACUGAAAAGUCACACAGCUGGUAGUGAAUGCUACUCUCCUUUCAAGGCUGAGUGGACCAUUGAUGAAUGAAUGGACUCUGCUGGGAAGGCUUGUCCUCACACCAUGACAACUGAUGAGUCAGAAUCUGGAGAAUUAGCUCUGGAGCCACUGCUCACUUGCAAGCUAUGUCUCUGUGAAUAUUCCCUGGAUAAGAUGACCACUCUUCAGGAAUGCAGCUGCAUCUUUUGUACAUCGUGCCUAAAACAGUAUAUGCAGGUGGCAAUUCAAGAAGGCUGUGGUUCUCCUAUCACAUGUCCAGACAUGGUAUGCUUGAACCAUGGGACCCUACAGGAAGCAGAGAUUGCCUGUCUGGUGCCUGUUGACCAGUUCCAGUUAUACAAGAGGCUGAAGUUUGAACGAGAAGUUCACUUGGAUCCCCAGAGAAUGUGGUGCCCUGCAGCUGACUGCCAAACGGUGUGCCAUGUUGCACUGAGCGAGUCAGGAGCACCAGUGCCAGUGGAGUGCCCAGCUUGCCGCCUGACAUUCUGCUCUUCUUGCAAGGAGGCCUGGCACCCACAGCGUCUAUGCCAGGAAAACCUAACUACUCCAAUACUAACUGAGCAGGGAUCCCUUAUUGGAACAGAGACAGAGGCACCAAUUAAGCAGUGCCCAGUUUGCCGGAUAUAUAUUGAGCGAAAUGAGGGAUGUGCUCAGAUGAUGUGCAAGAACUGCAAGCACACAUUUUGCUGGUACUGUCUACAGAACUUGGAUAAUGAUAUCUUCUUAAGGCACUAUGACAGAGGCCCUUGCAGAAACAAGCUGGGGCACUCGCGGGCUUCAGUGAUGUGGAACCGAACACAGGUUGUGGGGAUCCUUGUUGGACUAGGUAUCAUAGCACUGGUGACCUCUCCCUUGCUGCUUGUGGCAUCUCCCUGCAUCAUCUGCUGCAUUUGCAAGUCUUGCCGAAGCAAAAAGAAAAAACAUAGCCCACCAACAACCUAAAGCUCUGUCUGUUUGAGCCUCCGUCUGUACAGCAUAUGUGGGAAAGCACAAUGGUUGUAUUUCGGUGCCAUACCUACCAAAUAAUACUCCUUUUUCUGCCAAUUCUGAGGUUAAGUGCCUAUUCUUUACAGGCUACUCUAUCACUAACCAGUCCCAGUGAAAAGUCUAGAUAAUUGUGCAGUACAUAGGGUAUAAGUUUUUGCUUCAUUAAAGGAAAAUGGGACACUAUUUGGUAGUCCACACUCUUAAAUAUGAGACCUCUAAAAUGUUACCAUCGUCAUCA